Messenger RNA from Lotus japonicus, 2318 nucleotides. RefSeq lists its product as uncharacterized. The record is from RefSeq and is a predicted model, not a curated record. Gene Ontology annotation, biological process: CTP biosynthetic process; pyrimidine nucleobase biosynthetic process. Gene Ontology annotation, molecular function: identical protein binding; CTP synthase activity. The transcript is spliced from 21 exons. NCBI's taxonomy places the organism in Eukaryota, Viridiplantae, Streptophyta, Magnoliopsida, Fabales, Fabaceae. The coding region runs from base 218 to 2017 and encodes 599 amino acids.
AACUUUCUUCAUACUAGUACUCUUCCACCCUGCGUCUUUGUCAUUCAAACUUAACCAAAUUAAAGUUCCCCAGAGAGAUUCAGUGUUGCUUUUUUAUACUCAUUCUCUCUUUCUCUCAGUUUGCUCUUUGUGUUUCAGAGUUAACACUAUAUUUUCGCUGUGUUUUACUCUCAUUGUGGAGUGUUUGGGGAUUAAGGAAGCUUAACAACUAACAAAAAUGAAGUACGUUCUUGUAACUGGAGGAGUUGUUAGUGGCCUCGGCAAAGGUGUCACUGCCAGUAGUAUUGGCUUGCUUCUCCAAGCUUGUGGACUCCGAGUCACUGCUAUCAAAAUUGAUCCUUACUUGAACACAGAUGCUGGAACAAUGUCCCCUAUUGAGCAUGGAGAAGUUUUUGUGUUGGAUGAUGGUGGUGAGGUGGACCUGGAUCUUGGAAACUAUGAGCGCUUUAUGGAUAUCAAGUUGACCCGUGAUAACAACAUAACUACUGGGAAAAUUUACCAGUAUGUAAUUGAGAAGGAGAGAAGAGGAGACUAUCUGGGAAAAACUGUCCAGGUUGUCCCUCAUAUCACUGAUGCUAUUCAAGAGUGGAUAGAGAGGGUGGCCCACAUACCGGUUGAUGGAAAAGCAGGUCCAGCUGAUGUGUGUGUCAUAGAAUUAGGUGGAACCAUAGGGGAUAUUGAGUCCAUGCCAUUUAUUCAGGCAUUAGGACAAUUCUCAUACAGAGUUGGUGCUGGCAACUUUUGUGCAGUUCAUGUCAGUCUUGUUCCUGUUUUGAAUGUUGUGGGUGAACAGAAAACAAAACCAACUCAGCAUAGUGUUCGUGGACUAAGAGGUCAAGGGCUGACUCCACAUAUCUUGGCUUGCCGCAGCACCACGGUACUUGAUGAGAGUGCAAAGGGGAAACUCUCCCAAUUUUGCCUAAUUCCGGGUGAAAACAUAAUUACUCUCUAUGAUGUUCCUAACAUCUGGCACAUUCCUUUGCUUUUAAGAGAUCAGAAGGCUCAUGAAGCAAUAUUCAAAGUGCUGAACCUCAAAGGAAUGACUCAAGAACCAGAUUUAAAGGAAUGGACUAGGAGAGCUGAAUCCUGUGAUAUGCUUCAUGAACCAGUUCGUAUAGCCUUGGUGGGGAAAUAUACAUGCCUUUCAGAUUCCUAUCUCUCUAUUCUAAAGGCCUUAGUUCAUGCUUCUGUUGGAUGGCACCAGAAACUUCUUGUGGACUGGGUUUCAGCUACCGACCUUGAAGAGGAAACCGCAAAAGAGAAUCAUGAUGCUUAUAAGGCAGCAUGGAAGCUAUUAAAGGGUGCUGAUGGUGUUCUUGUUCCUGGAGGCUUUGGAGAUAGAGGUGUGCAAGGAAAAAUGGUUGCGGUUAAGUAUGCUCGUGAAAACAGAAUUCCAUUCCUCGGCAUUUGUCUUGGAAUGCAAAUCGCUGUCUUGGAGUUUGCUCGAUCUGUUCUUGGAGUACAUGAUGCUGCUAGCACUGAAUUUGAUCCGAAAACCAAAAGCCCUUAUGUCAUAUUUAUGCCUGAGGGAUCAAAAACACACAUGGGGGGCACCAUGCGCCUCGGAUCUCGGAGGACUUUUUUCCAGACCAAGGAAUGCAAAACUGCAAAAUUAUAUGGCUGCAAAAGCUUCAUUGAUGAGAGACAUCGGCAUAGAUAUGAGGUGAAUCCUGAUGUGGUGGCUCGCCUUGAAAAUGCUGGUCUUUCUUUUACUGGGAAGGAUGAAACUGGUCAACGCAUGGAGAUUGUUGAGCUGCCUAAUCAUCCUUAUUUUGUUGGUGUUCAAUUCCAUCCUGAGUUUAAAUCAAGACCAGGAAAACCUUCUCCAGUGUUUUUCGGGUUUAUUGGAGCAGCAUGUGGAAAACUGGAUGCUGUACAUCACUAUUCAAAUGGAGUAGGAAAUGAUAUAUCAGCAGCAGCCAAAACAUACCAGAAUGGAACUCCAACAAAACCAGCUUUUAGAGCAGAAUAUGCAAAUGGAAAUUGCAAUGGCAAUGGCAAUGGAUUGCAUUACUAAAUGUUACUGCUCUUGUUGCUUCUUCAUCUUAGUAGUGUUGAGGAGGGAUUUCAGUUUGUCUAUGAAACUUGUCUGUACAGUGAAAUUGAACCUUGGUGGUAGGUAUAGAGGUUUCAGUGAGGAGAUACAGAGAAAGAGCUUGGGCCCGGUCUUUUUUAUGGGCUAAGCUCUUUUUAAGUUUAUAAUGUUUUCAGAGUGGAGAAACUCACAAGGUUUCUUUGUCUUUUAUAUGUUUCAAUCCAAUGCUACCUCUUGGCUUUUGCAAAGACAUGAUGGUGAUUUAUAGAGAAAUUAUUGUGGA